Dromiciops gliroides (monito del monte) is the source of this 747-nucleotide messenger RNA. RefSeq names its product small integral membrane protein 24 (gene SMIM24). The record is from RefSeq and is a predicted model, not a curated record. Lineage: Eukaryota; Metazoa; Chordata; Mammalia; Microbiotheria; Microbiotheriidae. The transcript is spliced from 4 exons. Bases 131 to 481 code for a protein of 116 amino acids.
GCCCCUUCCAUAUUAGCUUAUCUGGGUGGGGCAUUUCAGAGCCAUCUCCCAAGCUCCCUUCUGCAGCAGUCAGUACACACUGCGGACUCAAGGACCCUGGACAGACUGACCAGACACAGCUCUUGGCCCCAUGGAGCUCCAGGAGACCAUCUUCGUGCUCUUUGCACUGUCACUGUCAUCGGUGGAUGCCCAGGAAGUGAUUGAGAGGAGGCUGGAGCCAUGGCUGGUGGGUCUGACGGCUGUUGUGGGCUUCCUCUUCAUUGUCUUUGUCCUAAUGCUGGCCAACCGGUUGUGGUGUAAGAAGAGGAACAAUGAAGAGGAGUCUGGAGAGGCCGAAGCAACUGUGAGCCCCUAUGAAAACAUUCUAAUGAGGAAAGAAUCUGAAUCACCAAAGGAGGAGAAAGGCCACACCAAUGAAGCCUUGGAAUCAGAUGAAAAGACCCCUGACUCCAGUGAUGCUAAGAAAUUUACUUCCUUGUGAGGGAGGCUCUCUCACCAUGGAUCUCACCUCGGGUGGAUGCCCUGAUUUCUUUACGUUUGUCUCCCCAAUUCCAUCUCCGGCUUUUGGGGCCCAAGGAACGACUUGAACUGUAAUAAAAGAAUCCUGUUAAUCCUAGGCCCUAUUCCUCCUCUUCUCUCUCAGUGGGAUGCAUGGAGGAAGCAGGGCUGUGAUUCCACCCUCUUCUCUUCCCUCCCCCUGCCCCUGCAGAUUAGUUUACAAAUAAAGGGUUAUUUAUGGAAAAUCCA